Molecule: messenger RNA, 877 nt
Organism: Paramecium octaurelia
Lineage: Eukaryota; Ciliophora; Oligohymenophorea; Peniculida; Parameciidae
Source: the annotation of a GenBank genome assembly
AAAUAACAGAUGUCAGCAAACUAAACUCUUUAUAACUAAUAAUGUACCAACUUGGAACAUAAGGCAUCAAUUACUAACUAUUGUGCUUGUAUUGACUGUCUGAGACCACUGUGUCCUGAGUGCAUCUAAGACCAUUACUAAUAUCACAUCUCAGCAAAGACACCAGCUGCAAUCUAAAGCAUUCUUAAUACAAGAACCAAUUGUGAAAGAAAGAUUGCAAAAGCAAUUGAAUAAUUGAGAAAAGUAAUUUAAUAAGAUUUCAUAAAAGGAAUAUGAAUAAUACGACAUUCAAUACAUUUUUAACCCUGAUGAAAUACUUACUCAGGAAAUCUCCAGGAUGAAUGAGGUCAAGUUGCAGAUGUUUGAAAUUAUCAACAUCUUUUUUAAAUAAUAAGAAAACCUUCUAGAAAACAAAGUGAAAGAAAAUCAAUUAAAAGUAAAUUCAUUAAUGAUCUUUCCAGGUUAGAAACAUCGGAGGGAUAUUCUAAAAGAUAGAAUCAGUAAUUCAACAACUGGAACUCUUAAGAAAUAGUCUUCUGACUAGCUCAGAUCCUUUUACCCACUUUCAUAAGGCGUGCAGACUAGACGUUAAAUCUUUGCUUGAUCGAUAUAAAUCUGAUUUGAAGAAAUCUAUUAAAUCCAAAGAAUUAGGCAAUUAAAAUUAUUUAUUUCUUAGAUCCCAUCAACGUUCACAUUGAUGAACACAAACUAUUCAAUCUUAAAACGGAAUUAAAUAAAAUUGUCAUUAUUCAAACUGUCGAUCAUGAAGAUGCCAAUGAAAAUCUUUCUGUUCUAUCCAAAAAUAAUAAGGAUUAAAGUAUCAAUUACAGUGUACAUGGCCUCUACGGAUAGUAGGCUAACACUGUUUAGAAUGAAC